This is a messenger RNA of Manihot esculenta (cassava), 3194 nucleotides long. RefSeq lists its product as uncharacterized. Gene Ontology annotation, molecular function: zinc ion binding. The transcript is spliced from 10 exons. Lineage: Eukaryota; Viridiplantae; Streptophyta; Magnoliopsida; Malpighiales; Euphorbiaceae. The record is from RefSeq and is a predicted model, not a curated record. The coding region runs from base 191 to 2293 and encodes 700 amino acids.
AGGUACCGUCUCCAUGCUAACGGAAUAAGAAAAGUAUCUGGCUUUUUCGUAAUUUCGUUCAAACAUACGAACAUUUUGGUCAUUCGAAAUUCCAGCGAUCGGAGUGUGCACAAAUUUCAGUUGCAGAGAAAAAGGGCGACAGCGAGAGACUGCUCCGAGGGCGAUAAGGUUUUUGUUUUUUGCUUCAACCAUGAAAGGAAGCAUGAAGGGCCAUGAAGCCAAGAUGCCAAGAAUGGAGGAUAUUCUUAAUCUUCCAGUGCAAGAUCCACCUUCUGCAGAGUUUUCUGCAACCCAUAUAAAGUGGGUGAAAAUAGAAGGUGGUCGUCAAGGUGGUGAUGAUAUUGCUCUUAUACCUUUUGCUAGAGUGGAUGAUUUUGUAAAAGGAGAAUCUUCAAAUGCAGAAUGCCCUGCCAGUUUCCGCAUUGAGUCAAGGAGGAAGAGAUCUGAAGGGAGCAUCAGCAAACCAAGAGUUGAUGGCUAUCUUGAAUAUACAUUAUAUUGGUGUUCAUAUGGUCCUGAAGACUACCGAGAUAGUGAGUCUGGUAUAGGGGAUGUCUCUAACAUCAGACCCGCAACUGGGAAGGGGAGCAGGCCUGGAAGACGCCAUAUGAUGAGAGGUUGCCUUUGCCAUUUUACUGUAAAACGCUUAUACACCCGUCCCUUCCUGGCUCUUAUCAUAUAUAAUCAAAGAAAACAUGUGGAUAAAACAGGGGCUCCUUGCCAUGGGAUACUUGAUCUGGAUGCCGUGGGGACAAGAGCUAUGUAUGCACCAAGGAUUUCAGAAGAAUUGCGCCAGAAAGUAAUGUUUAUGCUUUAUGUUGGAAUAUCUUUGGACAAUAUAGUACAACAUCAUGCUGAAGUGGUGCAGGGGCAUGGUGGCCCACACAACCGUGAUGAUUUUCUCACUCGGAAUGAUGUUCGGAACAUGGAAAGGGUUGUUCGUAAUUCUUCACACAAAUUGCAUGCAAAUGAUGAUUGCAGUGUAAAAAUGUGGGUGCAGCGCCAUCAGAAGUAUGUCUUUUUCCACCAAGAUGAUUCUAAUGCCGAUCCAUUUAUUCUGGGUAUACAAACAGAUUGGCAGUUGCAGCAAAUGCUUCGUUAUGGGAAUGGUGGUUCUGUAGCUUCUCAUUCAACAUUUGGUUUGAAGAAACUUAAGUAUCCCGUGUGUACUUUACUUGUUUUUGACUCAUCUCAAAAUGCAAUUCCGGUUGCUUGGGUAAUUACCUCCUCAUUGGUUAGCCAAGAUAUCCACAAAUGGUUUGGUUCUCUAGCUGAAAAAAUCCAGACCAAGGAUCCCAGAUGGAGGCCUAGUGCCUUUCUAGUUGAUGAUCCUUCCCUUGACAUUUCUGUUAUAAGAGAGGCUUUCCAUUGUCGGGUGCUAUUAUGCACCUGGCGUGUUCGUCGUGCUUGGAUAAGAAGCCUAUUAAAGAAAUGCUGCAACAUUGAUGUACAGCGAGAAAUGUUUAAGCACUUGGGCUGGAUUUUGUAUUCUACAAGGAGUGGGCCAAAUGCUGUGGAUGCCAUUGAAGAGUUCAUGCAAGUAUAUAUUGACCAGAGUGUCUUUAUGGAUUAUUUCAAGAGGAGGUGGUUACCAUAUAUAGAGUUGUGGGUCAACAGCGUGAGGUCUCUACCUGUGGCUGGUACAGAACCCCUGGCUGCAAUUGAAUCCUAUCACAUAAGGUUGAAAUCAAAGCUUUUUGAUGAGCAACAUGCUAAUUCCUGGAUGAGGAUUGACUGGUUAAUCCACACUUUGACCACUGAAUUUCACUCCUCGUAUUGGUUAGAUCAAUACAGUGAAGAAAGUGGGUAUUUUGCAAAUAUAAGGGACAAGUCUUUCUUAACUAAUGCUUGGCAUCAGGCUUUGCACAUUUCUGACAUCGAUGUGAUGUUGGAUGUGCAAAAUCUCCUACUUGCAAAAGUCAUAUCUCAAACUGACAGAAGUCUGGCAUAUACGGUUUGGAAUCCUGGUACCGAAUUCUCCCUAUGUGACUGUCCCUGUUCAAGGCUGGGAAAUCUUUGUAAGCAUGUCAUUAAGGUGGCCAUUUUAUGUAAAAAUCGGCAGGUCGCAAGGCCGUUAUUGGCAGUUCAAGUUUAUAGGCAAGCCUUGCUUACCCUUCUGCAGAAUCCCCCCGAUGAUCCUCUAGUUCUUGACCAUGCAAUUUUGCAUGUAACUCAUUUGCAACACGAUAUCAAAGGCUUGGAAGACUUGUCUAACAAUGGUUUGCUCCAGCCUGUCCCUUCUGAAGUGAACCGUCAAUUGGGGGAGAAUUUGCUUUUUCCACGUUUUCUUUGACUGGGCAUUUGAGAAGGUGAGCAGAUAUCCAUUUUCAGCUUUACCAAUGUUUUAAACAAGACCAGGAAAUUUGGCUCCCUGAUAUGCUGCAAUCAGUCAUUAAUUUGCACCAGUGUGCUUCAAAAAGAUCUCAAGUCCUGCGUGCAUGAAGUUCAGAUUCUUCAGCAGCGGGAUGCAUUGUAUUGGUUUCCAAGAUUUUGAUAUUCCCAGACUGUCGUCUGAUUUUGCUUUAUUCUUAACUGGGCAUGGGAUGGGGAGAAAUGGACGAACAAAUGAAGUUCUAUUAUCUCAAGGUCUGGAAUUCUCCUGAGGUUAAUUUUGAACCUGUUCAGUCAAUUUUGAUUCUUGAUACGUUCAGUCACUGAAUGACCCCUUAUGGGAAUGUAAUAUGGAAGGCUCAUGGUCAGGAUCAACGGCUAAUGGUAUUGUUACUUUUAACGCUAGAUAUUUACUCCGCACUUUGCAAAAGAUGAUAACAAUGUGUGUUUCGCCCCAAGUUGUAGUCGUGGUUUUGCUCAUCAGACAGAAUUUGCAGCAAAGAAAUGCAGGGGAAGAUGCAAGUUCACUUUGAAUCGCACAUGGCAAAGAGGAUUUAAGUUUGUCUAAACGAUGAGCUCUGCUGACACUGAUUGUUGAUCGAGUUUGUGUUCCUCAGCAUCUGCUUCUAUUAGGGUUUGAAAAAGGAUAAACUGAAUUAACACAAGAAAAUACUGAACUAAAUCAAAUUAGAAGAUAAAAUUAAUCAGAAUUGAACCAGUUCAAUUCGAUUUGAUUCGUCAAGGCUUGAGCUUUAGACAUUGUUUAUAUUUAUUUUGGGAAAUGUUUUACGUUUGGCAUUGUUUGGCUUGUUCAAAUUAAGUUGUUGCUUGAUUCGUGCAAUUAAUUAAGCAUUUCAAAGGCA